CGGGCAGGCCGGGCAUGGCGUCCAUGGCGGCGGCGAUCGCAGCCUCGCGCUCGGCGGUCAUGAGCGGGAACCGGCCUCUGGACGACCGGGAACGGAAGCGCUUCACUUACUUCUCGUCGCUGAGCCCCAUGGCUCGGAAGAUCAUGCAGGAUAAGGAAAAGAUCCGCGAGAAGUACGGGCCCGAGUGGGCGCGGCUGCCGCCGGCACAGCAGGACGAGAUCAUCGACCGGUGCCUGGUGGGGUCGCACGCCUCGGCGCCCCGAGGCUCCGGGGAGCCGGCGGACUCGGAGGAGCUCGCGCGCUUCCCGGGCCUGCGGGGACCCACGGGCCAGAAGGUGGUGCGCUUCGGCGAUGAGGACAUAACUUGGCAAGAUGAGCACUCGGCCCCUUUCUCUUGGGAAACAAGGAGUCAGAUGGAGUUCAGCAUCUCCUCCUUGAACAUCCAGGAGCCCGGCACCAGCACGGCCACCAGUGAAACGAGGUCACUGUGCAAAGCCUCCCAGGGCUCUCAGGCCUUCAAGGCUUCCCAGGGCAGCAGGUCUUCCAGCCUGGAUGCUCUGGGUCCUGGCCGCAAGGAGGAAGAGGCGUCCUUCUGGAAGAUCAACGCUGAGCGGUCCCGGGGCGAGGGGCCAGAGGCUGAGUUUCAGUCGCUGACCCCCAGCCAGAUCAAGUCCAUGGAAAAAGGAGAGAAGGUCUUGCCCGUCAGUUACCGGCAGGAGCCCAGCCAGAAGGACAGGGAGGCCAAAGCAGAGAGGCCCAGCACUGUCCGCCAGGAGCAGCGUGUGCUUCCCCUCGCUGAGUCGGAGAGACCCCUGCCAGCCCAGGCUCCCUCUGCCGGCACGUUGCCCGAGGGCAAGCCUUCAGAGGCUGACCGGAAGCUGCCCUCUCCAACCACGGCCAGGCUCGAUGACUUGGAGGAUGCCUUGUUCUUGGAACCCAAGCCUGCACAGGUCAGCUCCAGCAAUGUCAUCUUGAAGACGGGAUUUGAUUUUCUGGACAAUUGGUAAACUGUGGUCAACCAAAAAAUGCAGCCAAGCACCCCAAAACAUUUUCCAAAGCGGCGUGAUGGUGGAGGAGGGCCGGGGCAGCAUUUCUCUGCGUGCUUUCUCUCAGCUUCUCUACACUUUUUCCUUAAUUAUUGGAAAGUGGGCAACAUUGCCAGAUUUUUUUUUCCCUUCUUAAAUUUUUGUUUUUGGUGAAGCCAGAUAUAUGUGCUAUUUUCAAUGAUUUAAUAACAGAAAUUUUACAUUUGGAAUUUUUAAAAAAUGGUCAAGAAUGCAAUUCAGUCUCCACGGGGGAGAAUCUUCUCAGACGUGUGACCGUGUAACUGGGAUUGCACAAGUGAUCUCCACCUCCUCCUCUAUUCGUCUCUCCUCCCAUGCCCACCCCUUCUGGGAUGGGGUUCCUUGGGAUGGUGACAACAAUGGCUUCGGUCACACUGAUGUUGGCUUUCACCCAGUCCUCAGAGCUGUCCGGGGCCACUGCCACUGAAGCUACGCUCCUCACGUCUUGUGCCAUGCUUCCCCUCAUGUAGUUUUGGGAGUGAGACUGGGCAGGUGACUGCUGUCUUUAAGCUGUCCUGAUGCUGAACUCAAUGUCUUGGUCCUUGUUCAGAGAAGAGUUGCAUGUUUUGAAGUUUUGUUCUUAACUUUUCUAGUAUCUAGACUUAGUGGCACAUUUUCUUGGUCUUAUUUGGCCGAUUUGGAAGCUCUCAUUGCUAAGGUGACCUGUUGAUGGUUCCCUGUAUUGGAUGCCUGAGUUGUCAGGGCCUUGUUGGAGGGCAGGGCUGUUCCAAACAGUCACAUGAGAACCUCCCAGUGUCAGAUGGAGAGGGAGCAGGCAGUGAAUGUCAUUCAUCCCCAGGACUGACCAGGUUAUAUCAUCAUGGACCCUCCCCAACCUUGACUGGGAAGGAAGUGGAAGAAUGGAUUUUCUGGAUACCCCAGCAGCAGUCCUUGGAGCUCUUCACUGCAGCCGGGUUCCCCUGACGGGCUGUCCUUGAGGGAAGCAGUUGCUCUUGCUACUGGCCUGCUGGAGAAAUAUGGCUGUCACCUAGAGUAGCUGCUGCCCUUGCCUGGUGCCCUGGAUCCCUGUGGUCCCUGAGUUGCAGCAGGUGCCCAAGCAGAACCACAAACCUCGUCCUAUGUGGUCUACACAUUUGCCAUCACUGUGUCUGCCUCACCUGAAGCCUUAAUCCUUUAUCCCAGUCAGCCAUGCCGGUGAGCACUUGGUCUCAACACCAAAGUGUCUCUCUCUCUCUCUCUUUUUUUAAAUGCCUAUUUCAUAACACCUUUUGAAAUAAUUUCCAGAAUAUUUUAUAUAGCUCAAAGGUAAUACACAUGGCAACUCUACCCUGAUUCCUGGGAAAUUCCUGCCAAAUUACGGCUAAGCCAACAUGGAAUUUGGUUUCUGCCAAUUGCUCUAUGUUCCCAGGCAUGCUCUGGUCCCUGAAGUCUUGCAAUUUCCCUACCUCCUUCAGUGAGGUGCUUUCUGUACUGUUUAAGUUGAUGCAUGCCAGGGGAAAAGCCUUCCGGAGGGGGCGCGGGGGAUGUGAGGGGAAGGGGCUGAGAGAUCCCAGCUGGACUGCCUUAGCAGGAUACCAGCUCUCCCAGGGCACAGAGCCUCAGAGUGGAGGCACCUGCCUCUACUUGGUACCUCCCUGAUUGCAGGCUGUGUCAGAAUUAGUGUAGCAGGUGCAUGUGAGUCGGUGUUCAUCUGUACUGGUAUAGUAGGGAAGAAAGAUCUGGAAAUAACUAAUUGGGGUGAUCUGUCUUCUUGGGAGGCCAUUUUGCUUCAUGCCCAUUGGCUUGUAAAGCCCAGCAUUCCCUUCAAGUUUUCCUCAAGUUGAAGGGUGAGGGACUGUGGAAAGCUGCAGCUUUACGGAUCACCAUCUGAGAUUCCGCCCCAACAUGGUAUUUGGUUAAUUCUCCUAAUAACAUUUCUCCAGAGAUGAAAUACGCGUUAAAAGCCAAAGCAGAAGGUCUUGGGGGAGUCCUCCAGUCAUGUGGUCUUGCUGUGCUUCCAGAAGGAAGGAAUUCUUUGAGGACUGGCGUCCAGUCCAGCCCAGCCCGUCCAGCCUGGUAGACUCUCCUGACCCCCCAAGGCAAUGCUGCUGCCAAGGUGGGUUUGUCCUGCAUAAGGAGUGUCAUCCCUGCGAUUCCCACAUCUCCCCCCUUCCCCCCCCCAUCCCCCUUAGCCUCCAGUCCCAUGCUGGACUCUUGGAUGCCAGGAGUUUGUAUGGUUUUUUUAAAUGCAUACUUUUCAGCAGCUGCCUGUGUGCAAUUUGGGCUCCUCAUCCACCCUGACUCUCCACACCCGGGGCUCAGUUCAAGGACUCACUGUUCUGCUCUGUACGAUUGUUUUAUAAAAGCUCCCCCAGGAAGGCAGAGAAGCCAGGCUCAGCCUCACCUGGGAGUUGCUUCCCAGGCCCCCUGGCCUUGGGGAGCCCUCCCUGUGGUAAGGAGCAGGAGCCUCUCGCCACAUGUGGACAUUCGGUGGCCUCCCUUUCUUUGAUACACAUUUUCAGAAAAAUGAUAAAUUCUUACUGACAACUUGUAACUUGUUCAUAUUUUAUACUAAUAGCCUUUAAUAAAGCCAUUUGAAAAAUGCUAGCUGUUGUCUGUCUGUGGCCCCUGCUGGAGUCAAGAGGCCUAAAAGAUUAUUGCAGUUGGGCACGCUGGGAAAAGGCUACAUGCUGAUUAAUGCCAGGCUGCGCCUACUUCAGGAAGCCCAUGUGUAGGCUUGAUCCAGUCAUCUUCACAGGCUGGUGGGAGGUGAUGGCCAAUGCAUGCACUUCCCAAGCAGAUGGGCCGGCUGUGUCCAGUUCUCAGGUGAAGUGGAAGCUACGACAAGGCUUUCCAAAGACAACUAAUCAUGUUGGGUGGCUGCACCUCUGCGAAGCAAGUGCUGUCCCCAUGAAAGCUGUCACUUUGGGUCUGGUGAAAGCUGGUUGUAUUUAGUUAGCCAUUUUGCUGGAAGGAAAAUCAUACUUUGCUUUCAGUCCUGGUUCAUUCAUUAAUGGGCAGCUGGUAAAUAAGCCACCAUAGUUAAGACGACUUCUUGUUAACUUACAGGUCUAAAGUGUUUACAAUGAUGUUUGUAGGUGUCACGUGUCGGAUGAUUGAAUCUGUAUGUUAACAAAGGAGGAUUUGGUGGUAAUCCACAGUGUAGUAUUAGCACCUCAAACACAAAGUGCUUCUAAGUGAGAGAGAGCCAUCAACAGAGAGACUGAAUCCACCUGGUAUAUGCAGCUGUUUGUGGCCAGGGAGGAAAAAUGUUGGACCUGUAGUACAAUAAGGCUCUGUGUUGGGGGAGGGGAGAUUCAUGGGUUCCACCAAGAAUUUCACUGAUCUCAUCCCAGGCUCUUGUGCUUUGAUGCUGAGCAGUUUUCCUGAGAGAAAAUCAACGAUUCAGAUGCAAGCAGAAAACAAGGAAGAAAUCCAGGAUAAGAGACCAGCAUUAAGAGUAGGAUAUUUGUUAGCUGGAGUUGGCAUAAAACCCUGCAGACUGGGUGGCCUGUCUCCUUACAGAUGCCGUUUUCUCUGUCAUCGCUUGUGCUCCGGGGCAAAGAGAGCCUGUUUAUAAACCUUGAAAAUGUAGGCCAUGCUAAAGCUGAUGGCAUACACUGACUAGAGCUAAUGAGCUCUUCGACUCAAGGGCAAAGGUCAAGAACUUGAGUAUUCUUGUAAAUAAAUAAAUAAAAAAGUCAGCAACCCCAAAAAGAAAUUGACAGAAGUAAUCUACGACUGUUGAAAAUAUGAACAAGUGCCAGAGAAAAAUAUCAGAGAGCUAAAUGAUGCUAAAUGUUGUCAAAAAUAGGAUAAAACUAAAUCUUGACUGGGGGGAUUUUGCUUCCUCACAAGGAGUGGUAUUGAUCAGUGUCUGGGAACAUUUGCAAUUGUUAAAACUGAGGAGGAGGAGGAAGUGCUAGUCCUCUGUUUUAGAGGGACUAAAGGUGCUGCUAUGAAUAGCUUGCAUGCACAGAUUUGAUCUCCACAAGCAAGAAUUCUCCAUCCACCCUGUGCACAGGACAAAAUUUGAGAAGCCUGUUCAGCUAGUGUUUCCUGAGGAACAUGGUACUGUUUUGCAAAAUUAAGUACAUGUAUGUCCUGUGACUCUGCCGUUUCCUUCUAGAAUAUAUUCCCCAAAGAAACUGUCACACAGGUUGUGCAGGACUGUUUGUUGCAGUUGUUUGUGGGAGUUAGAGGCAAGCGGGGUGCCGAUCGUUGGGAGGAGGGCUACAAAUGUGGGCCCUACAGCAUGAAGCGGUGUAUAGCGAUAAAGUCAGGAGCUGGAGAUAAACAUGGCAGGAAAGAAAGACAGCUGAACGAUCUUGAAGGGAGCCGUGAUGGUCACAUGCGAUUAGGUUCCUGCUUAUAAAGAAGUGUGUUCUGCCCUAUAACCUAGGUCUGUGACUCAGCUUUUCCAACUGGAAUCUCACUGGUUUAACUGGCGUGUUAGAUGAGUCUUUGGCUUUCAUUUUGGUUGCAAUAUUCUGACACUGUAGUUAUCUGUCAGCCUAUGUCUGUGUAGCCUACUGGAUUCAUCCAGGCAGGUACAGCACCUGAACUGCUGAGAGAGUGAGGGUAGGAAUUAGUGUCAUCUGAUGUCAUGUUCCUCAGGGGGAUACAAGUCACACUGUGUGAGAUGGGGGAGGGUAUGAUUUCAUCCAUGGGCCAAUGCUUUCCCACAACAGCCUUCAGGGGACCCCAACAAAUGCUUCGUCGCACAGCAAAGUCAGACCAUGCUAUGUGUGCAGAUCUCUGAAGCUUAUUUUUGUUUUUGAACCAUGGAAAAUGUGGAAAACAUGAUUGAUUGCUUUUACACAAUACCAACAUUUUCGAAGCAUUUGCUUCCAGGUCUUUUAUUAUGAAAAUAGCCAGGCUCAAAUGGAAAGCCUGCAUCACAGUGAUGGUUCAGAUUGGAAAGGAGACCCAAAUGCCAGUCUGGAAACCGCAAGGGCUCUGGCAGUUCCUAUAUUUGCCAUGAGCUCUCUUUCCCUCCCUUACUGCCUGAUCCUGCUCUGCUUUCCCUUAGUCAUGCCAACAUCUAUCCCCAGGAUUGCAAGAUUAUGUUUUGUUGUUGUGGUGGUGGUGCUCUGAACUGGAAAUGCAUUCAUGUGAAUGGCAGACAUAGUUUCCAAGCUUACAUUCCGGUAAGUGGGGAAGGUACUCUAUAUUGUGGCCACCUCUUUUAUAGUUGA
This is a messenger RNA of Ochotona curzoniae (black-lipped pika), 6202 nucleotides long. RefSeq names its product chromosome unknown C1orf198 homolog (gene CUNH1orf198). The record is from RefSeq and is a predicted model, not a curated record. Lineage: Eukaryota; Metazoa; Chordata; Mammalia; Lagomorpha; Ochotonidae. Bases 15 to 1007 code for a protein of 330 amino acids. The transcript has 4 exons.